Molecule: messenger RNA, 1645 nt
Organism: Juglans microcarpa x Juglans regia
Lineage: Eukaryota; Viridiplantae; Streptophyta; Magnoliopsida; Fagales; Juglandaceae
Product: protein NDL1-like
Exons: 11
Coding region: 191-1252 (353 amino acids)
Source: RefSeq, a predicted model, not a curated record
AUCUUCAAACUUGGAGAAUGAAAGUUAAAAAGAAAAGCCACGGAGAAGAAAGUUAGCAGUAGUACUAGCAGUAGCAGCAUUUGCGGGAGAAAGUUUUGUUUCUUGCAUUUUGCUAUUCGAAAACUCUGACGCAGUGAGUUGGUUUGAUUCUCUCUAUUGGUUGUUUGCUGUGGGUUUGAGGUUGUGAAUCAUGGGCGAGUCAAGUGACUCGGUUUCCGUUGACAUUGAUAUCCUAUCUUUUGGAGGGAAGGAGUGUGUGGUGAAGACAAGCAAAGGUUCAGUCUCUGUGUUUAUAUGCGGGGACCAAGAAAAGCCUGCUUUGAUAACAUACCCAGAUGUUGCUCUCAAUUACAUGUCUUGUUUCCAAGGCCUCUUCUUCUGCCCAGAUGCAACUUCUUUGCUGCUUCAUAACUUCUGUAUUUACCACAUUGAUGCCCCAGGCCAUGAGGUAGGAGCUGAUGUUAUUUCUUCAGAUGCUCCAUUGCCUAGCGUGGACGACCUUGCAGACCAGGUAGCUGAAGUGCUCGAUUUCUUUGGGCUGAAAGAGGUUCUGUGCUUAGGUGUAACAGCUGGAGCUUAUAUCCUUACCCUCUUUGCAAUGAAAUAUACAGAGCGGGUGCUUGGGUUGAUUCUGGUGUCCCCUAUCUGUAAAGCACCAUCAUGGACUGAGUGGCUCUACAAUAAGGUAUUGUUGAAUUUGUUAUACUUCUAUGGCAUGUGUGGUGUACUGAAGGAAUGCCUCCUCCAGCGUUACUUUAGUAAGGAACUUAGGUGUGGCAUGCAUGGUGCAGAGUCGGACAUAAUACACACUUUCAGAAGGGUACUGGAUGAAAGGCAGAGUUUGAAUGUCAUGCGGUACCUUCAAGCAAUUAAUGCGAGGCAUGACCUUACAGAGGGCUUGAAGAAGUUGCAGUGUAAGACACUUAUUUUUGUAGGAGAAAGUAGUGAAUUCCACGCAGAAUCUGUGUAUAUGAGUGCCAAAAUGGGAAGAAAAAGCUGUGCUCUUGUUGAGGUUCAAGCUUGUGGCUCACUGGUGACGGAAGAGCAUCCAUAUGCUAUGCUAAUUCCUAUUGAAUUCUUCUUGAUGGGGUUCGGUUACUACAGACAACAACAUUUUGCCUCCACAUCAAGUAAUGGCUCGAACCCAACUAGCCCUUCUUGCCAUUCAUGCAUAGCACCGGAGCUUUUCUCUCCAGAGAGUCUUGGGAUCAAACUUAAACCGAUCAAAACCCGAGUAGAUAUUGAAAUUUGAUGCAGAUGACUAUUUGAAGUAUGUAUUCAUUACUCACGUCUCCUGCGAAGCAAUGUAAAUGGGGGCCGUGCUGUCUCUAUCUUCAGACAUAUACAGCCAUCACAGAUUUGUAAUUUCUUCCUUCAGGAUAGUGUAUUCUUUGAUUCUGUUAGUUGGGUUAGGAAAUUGGUGAUCAUGACUAUGAGAAUUUUUCAAACUUGGUUGUAGAUAACUUAAGGGGAUCUGAUCUAAGAUGGAAGAUGGAAUUAUUCUUUUGGGUUAGGAAAUUGGUGACCAUGACUUAAGUGUCUGUAAUAUACAUACUUUUGUUAUUCCACUGUAUCUAAUUCAUGGUCAUUAUUUUGACUGAACUGGAAGGGUACUAUUUAUAUAUGUGGCUCCUUAUUCAUGAAA